AUGGAAUACGAUACAUUCACACGACACAAACUACCAGUCAUUGGUGUGAUAGGCAACGAUGCAUGUUGGACUCAAAUAGCGCGGGAACAAAUUCCCAUGUUCAACAGCAACGUUGCGGUGGAUCUUAGCCGCACCCGUUACGACGAUGUAGCGGUAGCUCUCGGGGGCUGGGGUACAAUUGUAUCCGCGGAAAAUGUGCAGAACACUGAGGAGCUUUUGGAUGAGGCUCUCAGACAAAGUCAGCAAGGACGCAGUGCACUGUUGAACGUGCUCAUUGGCAAAACAGACUUUAGAGAGGGUUCAAUAUCAGUCUGA
Cylicostephanus goldi is the source of this 315-nucleotide messenger RNA. Lineage: Eukaryota; Metazoa; Nematoda; Chromadorea; Rhabditida; Strongylidae. The record is from the annotation of a GenBank genome assembly.